Messenger RNA from Symbiodinium natans, 786 nucleotides. The record is from the annotation of a GenBank genome assembly. Lineage: Eukaryota; Dinophyceae; Suessiales; Symbiodiniaceae.
AUGGACAUGCUGCCUUCUGCGUGGUUUUGUCUGGUUGAUGACUUGGGGGCUGGAAGAUCCCCUGGGAGCCUUCGCAACCGAGACCUGAGACGAACGGCAUGCAACGCACAGCCUGUUUCGAGGGAGAUGCAGAGCUGUGACCUUGAUUGUUGGAGAAAUCUCUUCGGCCCGCAGCUGCACUUAAAAGUGGAGCGCACCCUGAUUCCGCCCAAAGCGCCUACGAGGUGUCCUGACCAGCGGCGGGGGACAAAGGCCAAACGGUGCUCCAAGCCGCGCGACAAGUUCCGCGGCGAUAAAGGGACGCCCUCAGCAAGAGUCAGGAAAAGAGACAAAGUGCUCCAAGAAAGCAAUGCUCGGCGUCGGCGAAAGCACAAGUCGCCAAAAGCAAAGCUAGUCAGACCGAAGCCGGCAACGCCUGCAAAAACUCGGGUGACUGUAACUUUGAAGCUACCAGGAUGCAGUCCUGUGAGAGGCGUUGCUGCGUCUACAGCGGAGGCCGAGAAAAAAGCAGCUGCCAAAUUUCGGAGCAUGCUGCACAGUUCACCUGGCAGUUCAGAAGACUUUCAGUCCAAGCAAACACUGGAGAAGAAUCUGGCCAAGAUGCUCGCCAGGGCUCGCAAGCACUACAACUUUAGUUCCAGUCUGCUCACUGGGGCUUGCAGGCAUUGCAACUUUACUUCACUACCGGAUGAAGAUGCAUGUCAUGACAACCUCGAACUGCUGAAUGCCAUUUUCUUGGCAUGGCUGAACCAAGAGGGCAAUUCAACCCCGGAAGAGGAUCCUUGA